This is a messenger RNA of Cynoglossus semilaevis (tongue sole), 2538 nucleotides long. RefSeq names its product B and T lymphocyte associated (gene btla). The transcript has 6 exons. The record is from RefSeq and is a predicted model, not a curated record. Gene Ontology annotation, molecular function: signaling receptor activity. Gene Ontology annotation, biological process: immune response-regulating cell surface receptor signaling pathway. NCBI's taxonomy places the organism in Eukaryota, Metazoa, Chordata, Actinopteri, Pleuronectiformes, Cynoglossidae. The coding region runs from base 616 to 1500 and encodes 294 amino acids. Gene Ontology annotation, cellular component: plasma membrane.
GCUCUGACCAUAAUCUUGGAGAUGUGAUUCCAAGGCUAUUUAACCAUGUAUUCAAAUAUACUGUAGUUAUAUUCAGGCCUGGACUUGUCUUUGACAUGUCAGUGUGAAUAGAUGUUGAAAAUAGUAGAUAAAAGAAUGACAAAACAUUUAAUUAUCUUGACAGCCCAUUGCCAAACUAGAACUUAUUUAAUCACAUCUUACUCAUCAAAGUUUUUUAAGCACCACGGCCAAGGCUAGCUACUAUUAGGGUCUGUUCACCUUUCACCUUUUCCAGCAAUGCACAUUGACAUGUCUGCGUUAUUUUGUCUUCAGACUGUUGGGGGCGGUAGACAGACUGUGGGAAGUCCCAUCUGUCCUUUUAAGAAACUUCGUUGCAUAGAACCUGCUGCAUAUGUAGAAGCAAGACCCCUCACUUCUACUUUUAGUCACCACCUUUUGCAUCAUUCACCAGGUCCUGUGGUACAUCAAAGGUAAAGAAGAUCAGAAGAAAUUGAACAAACGCCCUGCAGAAAGAGGAAGCAGCAUGAAGUUACAGCAAACAGCAAAUCUCCGUUUCUUAAACCCCUAAUGAUGAUUGCUGUGGAAUGUUCAACAUCUGGACUCUGAUACUGGAGGAUGACAGGAGACUCUACCAGUGUCUCCAACAUGAGGACUGUUUUUUUGCAUGUGUCCAUGCUGGCAGUACUGGCUCAUACCGUGAAUGCUUAUGGUGAGGAUUCUGACUGUGACCCUGCCAUUCUGGUGUUCAAUAACACUCGUGCAGCUACAGUUGGAGAAUAUGUUGAAAUCAGCUGCACCGUUGUUACUUGCAAUGACUCACCCUCAACAGAACCGUCCUGGUACAGAUUACAGCCAAACCCUGUAAUUGUCAACAUCAGUGGCCAAAGUCAUAUAACUACUGAAAAGAAAAAUUUCAGUUCAACAUCGUGGACAUUACAUCUUGUUUUCCAUGGAAUACGUUUGACUGAUGCGGGUCAGUAUCUGUGUCGAAACAAGGCUUCUUCUGGUCACAAAAUUAAUGUCUCAGUCCACGGUAGUGUUGAUGUUACCACUGUUACAUGGAAGAAUAACAGAAGUAAAGAAGACAGGACAAGUCUUGCAGUGGAAAAAUGGAUGUACUUGUACUCUGCAGCUGGGAUUGUGGCAUUUGUCAUCAUUGUGAUCAUUGCAUCUGUCAUAGCCAUGCAAGGCUGUGGAGGAAAAACAUCAAAACAGGAAGGUGAAAAUCAGUAUGUGAUAAUCCCUAUUCCAAUGGCUGAGAGUUUUGACUCCCACCCCGAGCCAGGAGCAAGGCCACUGGUUUCUACACCACAGAGACAAAAUGACUCCAUUUAUGCAAAUCCAAAAACAAAGCGAGGAAUAAAGAGGACUGCAGCCGACGCAGAGGAAAAUUCUGUUCUCUAUGCUUCGCUUAACCAUCAGCCACUAGUGGUCAGUGCUCCUCGACCACGGAUGAGACAGGAGGAGGAAACAGAGUAUGCAGCAAUUUGCGUGUCAUAGAAAAGCACUAGACUUACUAUUCAAACACACACUAGAGCAGUGUUUUCCAACCCCUGUGCACAAUAGUGUGCCAUAAGACAUCAUCAGGUGUGCCAUGGAAUAUUAUCCAAUUUCACUUAAUUGGUCUAAAACUAUUAUUUAUUUAGGGUAAUUAAUUUGUAUUGACAGGAAGUAAGAUUAUGCAUUCCUCCACUAGGAGAUUGUUCUACACACUGACGGAAAAAGAUCUUCACGUGUGUAUUUCAUCAGUUCCUGUAAACACAUCAGCAUUGUGUUCAACUAAAAAGGCCCAGGUUUCACACUUGUAAAUUGUAAAUAAAUUCAAACUUGAAGAUCAUGUCAUUUAAUAAUAUAUACCUUUUUUGACAUUUCUGUUCCGUUGUGUACUGUGGAAUUUUCAUAUGUAAAAUACAGUAUGUGCCAUGGCUCAAAAGACACCACACCAGAGGACAGCUGCUCCUGGUACACAUGAAUACAGGUUUGUCGACAUAGAAUAGUUUUUAAUACUUUUCAGGGCUGUUAACCACAUCCACAUAAGAACUAUGUGUCUAUGUAAAGUGGUUGUCCCCAAAUAUAAAGUUAUAAGUAUAUUCUCGUUUUCCUCAGCAAUGGGGACAUUAUUUAUUUUGACCAAAUCCUCAUUUCUAUCUGCAGAAAUCCUAAAUAAUUACUAAUCAUUUCCAACAUUGUUGCCUGCACAGCUCCUCAACAUUUUUAUGGGAAAGUCCUCAGUUUUCUGUUACAGCUAAAUAUUUUUGAUUCAUCAGCCCACAGCACCUGCUGAAUUUUGUUAACCAAGUGGUUAAACAUGUUUGUACUGCAGGUUUUUAGUUAAACGCCUGUUGGCUGGAUGUCCCAGAGCCAUAGAGGGGUUGGUUUUGCUUUUGUUCUGAGCUGAUCAUGAUACUUUGCAGAGCUGUUGACACUAUAUCUGCUGAUAUCAAAAUGUCUUUUAAUUUCCCUAUAAAACAUUUUUCUCAGAUGUUCCCCAUUUUUCUGUGGUUCAUUAAAAACAGUUUUGUCAGUAGUUCCUUAAAA